AGAGGAUCAAAACACCAAACAUAAACUCCAUUCUUUUGAUUAAAGUUUCUUAUUGACGAUGUUGCCAACGUUAUGUUACAAAAAAGUAUAACUGCGUUUCGAGGAUUGAAAUCUACUCUCUUCUUCAAGCAUAAACAAGACCUUAAGACCUUAGAGGAAAUGUGGCAAUGGACAGCCAAUAAAAGUAAAAAUAAAUAAGUGAUAUUUGAUAAACUGUAUAAAGUAACACUUGGAGAAGAUGGUAGAUUUCAAUCAUCGAAACGUAGUGCUAACCUUUUAUUUAACAUAUAACGUUGGAAAAUGUCCGAAAUCCUAUAAACUCCAUGCUUAAAAUUAAAAUCAAACAGCGCUUAUGUAACAGUUACAGCGAGUUAUGUCGCAUCCUGGGCUGACCUUCGUUGUCUCUUUGGCCCUAGUACUACCCCUAGCGUCUGCCGGACAAGUUCAGAAGAUCGAAUGGAACGUGGUAAAGUUGGGCGGCAAGGACAGAGCAAACGUCAACGUACUGGUGGCCCUGGACACUCUGAGGGAAGGCAAGGUCGUGGGCCUGCCCACGGAUACAGUGUACGGCUUCGUGGCCGACGCUACCCGCCCUAGGCCCAUCCAGAGGCUCUACAACAUCUCAGGAUGGCAGUACUUUCAUCAACCUAUAACCAUCGCCUUGGAUGAGCUUCAGCAAGUGUCCAUGUAUGCAGACAUCGAUCACUUGGACCGCAGCAUGCUGAGUCAGCUGCUGCCCGGCAGAGUCACUGUGGUGCUGAGACGGCGGAGCGGAGUACUGCCCCAUCUCAACCCGUCCACAGAUCUUAUCCCCAUCCGCGUUCCGGGCAAGAAGGAAAAGAUCUUCAUCAGGAAGCUGACGCACCAGUUGGAGAGGCCCCUGGCUCUAGUGGGAGCCAGGAAGGUGGGCCGUCCUCAUAGUAUCUGCAUAGACGACUUCGAGGACAUCAGGCUGAGAGCGUACGUGGUGUACGACGGUGGCAAAAUGGAGAGGAAGAAGAUGGAGGGGACGACUGUGGUGGAUCUGACCACAUCUGGGAGGUACAAGAUCCUCUGGCCGGGAUGUGUGUUUAGUGCCGUUGUCAGCAUCAUGGAGAGGUACGGCCUGGAGGAGUGGACUGACGGGCCCAACAUUACAGUGUUCAACCCGACAUAGUCCCUCUCAAUCAUGAAAACAGAAAGAGAGAAGUUCGUAAGCUUACGAAAUUAUAUGUUUCCUAAAAGUGAGAACAGAUGUCUGAGCGAGUAUAGAGCUUUAUGAUCUAAACUUACUGAGUUCUUGGGUUUAGGUUAAAACAUGUAAUGACUCAAUGUUCCGGUUCUUUUUUAUAUUUAUAUAAUCGUAUUUAUAAAUCAUUAAAGCCCAAAAUAUAACUCACUAAUAUUAAUCAAAACACCUCUAGAACUACCUAACGAAUUUAUAAGACAUUUUGUGCGCGGUUUCGUUAAUUAUGACAAGAAACAGCCUAAAGUUUUGCAAUCUAACUAUGAAACUCGUUACGACCGUUUUGAAAAGAGUUUAUUUUAAAGCAUUUCAUUUUUGAUUUAGUGUUUCAUAACCAAAUACACGUUAAUAUAUGUGGAAGGUUACGCUGACUAUAUUGGUAUGUCUCUGUAUUUUUUUAAAUGUAUUACAAAUCCACAAAAUAUUAUAAACUUUCCAUAA
This is a messenger RNA of Homalodisca vitripennis (glassy-winged sharpshooter), 1666 nucleotides long. RefSeq names its product yrdC domain-containing protein, mitochondrial-like. Gene Ontology annotation, molecular function: nucleotidyltransferase activity; double-stranded RNA binding; tRNA binding. The transcript is spliced from 2 exons. The record is from RefSeq and is a predicted model, not a curated record. Gene Ontology annotation, biological process: regulation of translational fidelity. The coding region runs from base 374 to 1156 and encodes 260 amino acids. NCBI's taxonomy places the organism in Eukaryota, Metazoa, Arthropoda, Insecta, Hemiptera, Cicadellidae. Gene Ontology annotation, cellular component: cytoplasm.